AUGAUUAACAUUAUCCUAACCUAUUUGGCAGCUAUCACCAUCUUUUGUAGUGUGCAUGAUGCAAAAAUAUGUUAUGAUGUACACAGAAGAAAUACCAAGAGUAACGUACUUUUUAUUGAAAAAAAUGCUUACCACAAAGUUAAGUAUCGUCUCAAAGCGAAGGAAUUUGUGAAUUUCAGGGAAAUACAACUACAGAGGAUAAAAGAUUAUAGAAAGCGCAGUGGGCCAGACAAAAAUAAUAUUAACUACAACGUGAAGGAUGCAUAUAAUUAUCAUGAUAAUUUGUACGCGGAUGAUAAUAUAGUGUCAUAA
This is a messenger RNA of Plasmodium fragile, 312 nucleotides long. RefSeq lists its product as uncharacterized. Lineage: Eukaryota; Apicomplexa; Aconoidasida; Haemosporida; Plasmodiidae. The coding region runs from base 1 to 312 and encodes 103 amino acids. The record is from RefSeq and is a predicted model, not a curated record. The transcript is spliced from 2 exons.